Molecule: messenger RNA, 978 nt
Organism: Prunus avium (sweet cherry)
Lineage: Eukaryota; Viridiplantae; Streptophyta; Magnoliopsida; Rosales; Rosaceae
Product: Mitochondrial import inner membrane translocase subunit Tim17/Tim22/Tim23 family protein
Biological process (GO): protein insertion into mitochondrial inner membrane
Cellular component (GO): TIM22 mitochondrial import inner membrane insertion complex
Molecular function (GO): transmembrane protein transporter activity
Source: RefSeq, a predicted model, not a curated record
GUUCGUCCAUUAAAAUUUAGAAGGAAGCCAACUCGUUUUGCAAAGAAGACACGGCACGCGGGUAAAUUGCUCCCCAAGGCUCUUGCGCCCCAAGCCUCGUCACCAACUCCAAGAAUAGUAUAUGGGCUUUCGUUGAUUUGGCUGCUAAUUCAAGCUACAGCUAUGGCCACGAAUACGGAAAAUGAAUCUACAGUCUCAAGAGAAGUAGAGAAGCCUCCAAUUGAGCCUAUACGGUUGCCUUCGGUGGAGGAGAUUCGAGGCCAAGACAUUUGGAACAACUGUGCUGUGCGUAGUGUUGUUAGUGGAGUUAUGGGUGGUGGGCUUGGAUUGAUGAUGGGCUUGCUUCUUGGGGCGUUAGACACUCCUCUAAUGCAAGACGAAAUGACUGGCAGACAGCAGUUCAUAUACCAAGCAAAGCAGAUGGGCCGGAGGAGUUGGAGUUCUGCAAGAGCAUUUGCAGUUAUGGGGUUUGUUUUCUCAGCUGCUGAGUGUGUUGUUGAAAAGGCACGAGCUAAACAUGACACAACAAAUACAGUUGUUGCUGGAUGUGUAACUGGAGGUGCACUGUCAGCAAAAGGCGGUCCACAAGCAGCCUGUGUUGGUUGUGCUGGUUUUGCUGCAUUUUCAGUGCUGAUAGAGAAGUUUUUGGAUAGACAUGAUUGAAUUUGAGGGCAUUGCUAUGUUGCCCCAUUUUUGCAGACUGAAAGUACGACAGAUCAGUAGAAGAGAAAUAGCAUCUUGGCCUGCAGUAAUACAGAUGUUUUUGCUUAGAUUCAACUUCAGCCCUUGUUAUUAUUAUUUAUCCCCGUUUAUAAAGGGAUGUACCAGCUAAAUUACAAAGCCAAUCAUUUUGUAUUAUGUUAUUCUGUUGACUGCAGUUCCAGUUUCAUAAUUUGAAUAGAGGAUAUGUAACUGAGGAAAUUGAAUGGAUUAUAGAGAAUGUUUGCUGCAAGAUUCAAAUAAAUACGUAGAAGGGAA